Molecule: messenger RNA, 2358 nt
Organism: Amphibalanus amphitrite
Lineage: Eukaryota; Metazoa; Arthropoda; Thecostraca; Balanomorpha; Balanidae
Product: two pore potassium channel protein sup-9-like
Exons: 10
Coding region: 176-1516 (446 amino acids)
Biological process (GO): potassium ion transmembrane transport; stabilization of membrane potential
Cellular component (GO): membrane
Molecular function (GO): potassium ion leak channel activity
Source: RefSeq, a predicted model, not a curated record
ACUGCUGGGUGCGCCCCGGGUCCCGGUCGGACCCCUGAGGUCACUCUCCGUCCGCAGGCCACGCCGCCGGGUCAUGGGCCGUGCCGGGGAGUCGACCCAGCCGCCGCCCGAGGCCAGUCAGGUCUAGGUGUAUGAACUUCGAAGUAUACAGCAAAUCAUCUAGGAAGUUUCGAAAAUGUCAUCGCAAUCUGCAGCAGGGGUGCAUGAGAAGCCGAAGUCGCUUUGCACGCUCAUCUUGCAGUUCCUGUUCGGUCAUGUCGGUUUGUUUCUCCUGGUCUCUGCCGUGGCUGUGCUAGGAGCACUUGCCUUCAUGGAGCUGGAGAAGGAGAACGAACACCAUCGCUACUUAAUGAAGCAGAACAAGGCCAAAGAUCUGGCGGAUGCCUACAAUUACAUAUCGUCGUACCUUUGGCAUUACCAAGUCAAGCCCAACAUGACCUUCGAUAAGUGGCAGAAAGAGGUGAACAAGAAGCUGAAGGUUCUGGAGACGUUUGUCUCUGACGCCGUGACGACCUACAACUAUGACGGCACCGUGGAGGGCUGGAACUACGACUGGACUCUGUCCAAGUCACUGCUCUUCACCAUCAGUAUCAUGACUACCAUCGGCUACGGCCACAUCUUCCCCAGGACCUUCGGGGGACAGAUGUUCACCAUCGGAUACGCCAUGAUCGGGACGCCGCUGCUGCUCGUCUUCCUGGGCAGGAUCGGCUCCGGCAUGUCGGACUCCUUCCGCUACAUCUACAGUCGCUGCAUAUGCCGCUGGUGCCGCACCAGACGAUACCAGAACGAGGCGGGGAUGGGACAGCGCAGGAAGCGUCUCUGGGAGGACGAUGUUGGCAAAGAAGACUACAUGCCUACCGACCAGGUUCAAGUGCCGAUAGUCAUCACCAUGAUAAUGAUAGCGCUGUGCCUGAUCCUGGGCGCCGUUAUCUUCAGCAACUGGGAGGACUGGUCACUGAGCUCUGCCGGAUACUUCAGCUUCGUCACCUUGACCACGAUCGGCUUCGGCGACAUGGUGCCCGGAAACAGCUUUCUGGAUGACUCAAACAUGGCAACAUUCAAGAUGGGAGUUACGAUCAUCUACUGCCUUUUCGGUAUGUCGCUGAUCAGCAUGUGCAUCCAGAUGAUGCAGGACCAGAUCGUUGGCAAGGUGCGCUGGGUGGCCGAGGAAACCGGCCUGGUCGACUCCGAAGCCCGCCAACAGCAGCGGGUUCGAGCUCGCCGCACCAGAGCAGGUGCCGUUCCAGAGACGAAGGAAGAUCUGUUCGGUUACCGACCUCUGAGUAGUGAGAACCGUCGGCGGCGACGGCAGAAGAAGGAUAAGAAUGGCGAUAAGGAUGAGCGAAAGGAGAAGGAAAGAAGAGAGGGAGAGGAGAAGAAGGACAGAGAAGAAGAUGCCGAAGAGAAGAGAGAUGGAGGGGCUGAACAGGAGCCCAAGAGUGAUGGAAAGGCGAAGGGUGGACAGCCAGAUGAGGCGCUUAGUGAUGAAGAGGAUAUGCUCUUCAACAUGGCAUAACUGGCCCGUAAAGAUAGACCAAGUUCUUCACAGAGACCUAUUGUCAUGCUAAAGAACAAUUAUUGUUAGUUGCCUUCUUUAUCCAAGUGUCUUUAGUCUCGGUACUGAACACUUUCCGUCUUUGUUCAGGAUUCUAGAAUGCAUAAAGAGCAAAAAGCCUAUGCGUAUCAUAGCCUUACGUUUUGAUGUAGAAAUAGCAUUUAAAUGUUUUUGAAUUUGAUCUUACUAGACAAUAAAAUUAGUCGUUAUUAAGUGAUUAAUUGAUUCGGAAAUAUCACUUCACCGGAUUUGGAGUGGCAUUCAGUUCCACAGAAAAUACCCAAAUGAUCCCACGGAUAACGACUUCUGCUAGCCAUUGACAACGAUUCAGAUCACGCCAAUCGUGUGUUUCAUCUUCGUAGAUAUUUAUUGUGUAACGAUACCACGUAUGUGAUAAUAUGUCUGUAUUUAUUCUGCAAUGAAGGCUAGUCAUUCGUCUCCAAAUGGCAAGGAGCGGUCUGGGUCGAUCCAUUCAUUCACGAAGAAUCCUGAACGACGAUAAGGGUUAAGGCCAUGCAUAGGAUGAGGGCGCCCUUGAGGAUAUCUUCGCCCAGGAUUCUUCUAAAUAUCGUACACGUGCCAAAGUGGCCACCGGGACGCUGCCUCGGACCCUUCCUUCUCUGUCUGAGGUGGCCUACCUUCGUGCCACGUGGAUUCACUCAGAACGCUUCUUGCCAUCGGAGGAUAUGUGUGAUCGGUGCACCACGAUAGCCAUGUGAUGGUGUUCUUCGCAGAGCAGGGUGUUUCGAUUAUAAAUGUGUUUGUUGGAUAACAAGAAAUAUACUCUAAACGUGGGUUGCAAA